AUGAUGCAACGUUUUGCUGCCAAGGCCAGAGGAAAAAAACAUCGCCCGGCAGCCCCUAACUCAAGGGACAGCGACGACGACGACGGCGACGACACACGCAGCAGCCAGACAGCCAGCCAGCGACGAGGAGACGGCGAUGAAACGCAGGAUAGCUUGAAUGCUCCACGGGAAACUGCUUCGGCGUCGUCUAUAUAUACUCAACACUGCCCUGCCUCCUUGCCACGCCGGCGUCCCCCACUUCCAACUCUUCAGCGCGCCUCUCUUUCACCUCGUCCCUCCGAUGACACGCAGCAGCAACUGACCGAGUUCGACCCUGAAGCCAUCGCCAGCCUCUUGCUCUGCCGGUCUAGCAUCCUCGAAUCAUCCAGAAACCGACGCCCGGAGAGGCACAUUAGCAAACAAACACCUUGA
Molecule: messenger RNA, 411 nt
Organism: Trichophyton benhamiae CBS 112371
Lineage: Eukaryota; Fungi; Ascomycota; Eurotiomycetes; Onygenales; Arthrodermataceae
Exons: 1
Coding region: 1-411 (136 amino acids)
Source: RefSeq, a predicted model, not a curated record